Messenger RNA from Scleropages formosus (Asian bonytongue), 2855 nucleotides. Its product is annotated as amyloid-like protein 2. The record is from RefSeq and is a predicted model, not a curated record. NCBI's taxonomy places the organism in Eukaryota, Metazoa, Chordata, Actinopteri, Osteoglossiformes, Osteoglossidae. Gene Ontology annotation, molecular function: heparin binding; serine-type endopeptidase inhibitor activity; transition metal ion binding. Bases 224 to 2641 code for a protein of 805 amino acids. Gene Ontology annotation, cellular component: membrane. Gene Ontology annotation, biological process: axonogenesis; central nervous system development. The transcript is spliced from 18 exons.
GGAGACGACUGGCGGCGCAGCGGGUCGGCGCGCUAGAGGAGGACGGACACGGGAGCGAGCGAGUACGCGAGCGCGCGCACGGGCGGAGCCACGUCCCUGUAGUGCUGUACGGAGACAGUCCCAGAUCGUCGUGCGGUCGCGCUGUGCGGAGCGGAGCUGGUUUUUUUCCCCCACCCCGAAAAGAGAGAAAUUUCACAUUUACUAGAAGAGAAGUCCGAGCGGCAUGAUGUGUUCGGUCCCGCUCAUCUCUGUGCUCCUUCUCGGCAUCGCCGUGCCCGCGCUCGCCGGCUAUAUCGAGGCGCUGGCUGCCAACGCGGGCACGGGGUUCGCAGUGGCCGAGCCGCAAGUGGCCAUGUUCUGCGGGAAGCUCAACAUGCACGUCAACAUCCAGACGGGGCGCUGGGAGCCUGACCCGUCCGGCACUAAGACCUGCGUGGGCACCAAGGAGGCCAUCCUCCAGUACUGCCAGGAGAUGUAUCCGGAGCUGCAGAUCACCAACGUGGUGGAGGCCAAUCAGCCGGUCAAAAUCGAGAACUGGUGCAAGGAGAAGAAGCAGUGCAAGGGCCACGCCCACAUCGUGGUGCCUUACAAGUGCCUGGUGGGCAAGUUUGUGAGCGACGUGCUCCUCGUGCCGGAGAAGUGCAAGUUCUUCCACAAGGAGCGCAUGGAUGUGUGUGUGAGCCACCAGCAGUGGCACGGCGUCACCAAAGAGGCCUGCGCCAAGAGCGGGAUGGUCCUGCACAGCUACGGCAUGCUGCUCCCCUGCGGAGUGGACAAGUUCCACGGCACAGAGUACGUGUGCUGCCCGCCGGCGUCUCGCCCCGAGGAGCCUGCUGCUGCCGCCGCACCCCAGCCCUCCCAGGAGGUGGGAGACGAGGAGGAACGGGACGAAGAAGACGAAUUGACGGAGCUCAACGAAGACGAAGAUGACGACGAGGAGGAGGAGGAGGAGGAUGAGGAGGAAGAGCAGGUGGAGGAUGGAGAAAACGAAGAGGAUAAAGAAGCGGAGGAGAGCGAGGUCGUGACGGCCGAGCCGUCCACACAGAGGAGCGAGACUGUAGAGGAGGUGGAGGAGGAGCCCGAGGAGGCAGACGACGACGAAGACGACAAAGAGGACGAGGACGAGACCGAGGACGACGUGGACUACACGGGCUACGAGGAUGACGGGGAGGAGGAGGAGAAGAAGGAGAGGAAGAGCAAGGAGAGCCCUCGCGAGAGCCCCGUCGCAGACAAGACGCUAGACGAGGUCAAAGCCGUGUGCUCCCUGGCGGCCGAGACGGGCCCGUGCCGUGCCUCCAUGCUGCGCUGGUACUUCGACAUGAGUCAGAAGAGGUGCAUUCGCUUCGUGUACGGGGGCUGCGCCGGCAACCGCAACAAUUUUGACUCUGAGGAGUACUGCAUGGCCGUGUGCAAGCGCAUGACCCCGCCAACCCCGGAGCCCACAGAUGACGUGGACGUGUACUUCGAGACGCCGGCCGACGAGAAGGAGCACAGCCGCUUCCAGAAGGCCAAGGAGCAGCUGGAGAUCCGGCACCGCAACCGCAUGGAGAGGGUGCGCAAGGAGUGGGAGGACGCCGAGCGCCAGGCCAGGAACCUGCCCAAGGUCGAGCGGCAGACUUUGAUCCAGCACUUCCAGGCCAUGGUGGAGUCGCUGGAGGAGGAGGCAGCCAGUGAGAAGCAGCAGCUUGUGGAGACCCACCUGGCCCGCGUGGAGGCCAUGCUGAACGACCGGCGCCGCCUGGCGCUCGAGUACUACCUGGCGGCGCUGCAGGCCGACCCUCCCAGGCCUCACCGCAUCCUGCAGGCCCUGCGGAGGUACGUGCGGGCAGAGAACAAGGACCGCCAGCACACCAUCCGCCACUAUCAGCAUGUGCUGGCUGUGGACCCCGGGAAGGCGGCCCAGAUGAAGUCUCAGGUGAUGACGCACCUGCACGUGAUCGAGGAGAGGAUGAACCAGAGCCUGUCUCUGCUCUACAAAGUGCCCUAUGUGGCAGAGGAGAUCCAGGAUGAGAUAGACGAGCUCCUUCAGGAGCAGAAGGCCGAUAUGGACCAGUUCCUGUCCUCCAUCUCCGAGUCGCAGCCGGACGUGACCGUGUCCUCGGAGGAGAGCGUGGCACGAGCCCCCGAUGGCGACUCCUACCGCCCUUUCCAGGUCAACUCACUGGGGUCCCGCCAGGAGCCAGAGGGCACUCUUCCCGACUCCCCGCGCGCCAUGAAGAAAGGGUCUGCAAUGUCGGGCCUGGACGGGCUCGUCGGCGCCGAGGAGAAGAUCAUCAACAGCAAAGGCAAGAUGAGCAACGAAGUGGUGAUUGAUGAGUCUCUGGAUGUUAAAGAGGUCAUUUACAGUGCAGAGAGAGUCAGCAAUGUGCAUGAUGAUGAGCUGGAGUCCUUCCGGCCCUUGGGGGAGGAGUUCAGCUUCAGCAGCAGCGCUCUGAUUGGUCUCCUUGUAAUUGCUGUGGCCAUAGCGACCGUGAUUGUGAUCAGCCUGGUGAUGCUGAGAAGGAGGCAGUACGGCACCAUCAGCCACGGCAUCGUGGAGAUCGACCCCAUGCUGACCCCCGAGGAGCGCCACCUGAGCAAGAUGCAGAAUCACGGCUACGAGAACCCGACCUACAAGUACCUGGAGCAGAUGCAGAUUUAGCCUUGGCGGAGGGGAGGCGCUGUGGAGCAGAGAGGGAAGGGCGGGCGGGCGAGCGAGCGAGCGAGCGAGGGAGAGCAUACUACUGACCGAUAAUAUAACUGCUCACGCAAAGAAUCAUCUUCCUACGUGAUACAUGCAAAUUCUCAAAUAAAAGAAUCCGUAAGUAACUCUACAACUAGUUCUACUGUUGUAAUGUAGAAAUUCUUCCCCCUUU